UCUGGGCCGCAGUGGUGCAGCCCGGAGGUUAGCGGAAGCGGCCGCUCGGCGCUGCCAUGUUGAGCCGCCGCCGCCGCCGCCGCUUUGUUGUCGGCUCCAUGUAGCUGGGGCCCGGGGGAAGGAGGGAGGGGGGCGCCGCGCCGCCGGAGCCGCCGCCGGAGCCGCCGCCGCCCGCCGAGGCCGGGACGCCCCCGCCAUGGAGGCCAACUGGACCGCGUUCCUCUUUCAGGCACACGAAGCCUCCCAUCACCAACAGCAGGCAGCGCAGAACAGCUUGUUGCCUCUGCUGAGCUCUGCAGUGGAGCCACCCGAUCAGAAGCCGAUUCUGCCCUUACCGAUAACGCAGAAACCUCAGCCCGCACCGGAAACAUUAAAGGAUGCUAUUGUAGGGAUUAAAAAGGAAAAACCUAAAACCUCCUUUGUGUGCACUUACUGCAGUAAGGCUUUCAGGGACAGCUACCAUUUGAGGCGCCACGAGUCCUGCCACACGGGGAUAAAAUUGGUGUCACGGCCAAAGAAAACUCCCACCACAAUGGUGCCCCUUAUCUCCACCAUCGCCGGUGACAACAGCCGGAGCUCCUUGGUGUCCACCAUCGCGGGCAUCCUGUCCACAGUCACUACGUCUUCCUCCGCCACCAACCCCAGCAGCAGCGCCGGUGCCACGGCCAUGGCAGUGACGCAGACGGUGAAGAAGCCCAGCAAACCCGUCAAGAAGAACCACGCCUGCGAGAUGUGCGGGAAGGCCUUCAGGGACGUGUACCACCUCAACAGGCACAAGCUGUCCCACUCGGAUGAAAAACCCUUCGAAUGUCCGAUUUGCAAUCAGCGCUUCAAGAGAAAGGAUCGCAUGACCUACCACGUGAGGUCUCACGAGGGUGGCAUCACGAAACCGUACACCUGUGGUGUUUGUGGAAAAGGCUUCUCGAGGCCUGAUCAUUUAAGCUGUCACGUUAAACAUGUUCAUUCAACAGAGAGACCCUUCAAAUGCCAAACGUGCACUGCUGCCUUUGCCACCAAAGACAGACUGCGGACACACAUGGUGCGCCAUGAAGGAAAGGUAUCGUGUAAUAUCUGUGGUAAACUUCUGAGUGCAGCAUAUAUCACCAGCCACUUAAAGACACACGGGCAGAGCCAAAGUAUCAACUGUAAUACCUGUAAACAAGGCAUCAAUAAAACAUGCAUGAGUGAAGAGACCAGCAAUCAGAAGCAGCAGCAGCAGCAACAGCAGCAGCAGCAGCAACAACAACAGCAACAGCAGCAACAGCAGCAGCAGCAACAGCAACAACAGCAGCAGCAACAGCAGCAGCAGCAGCAUGUCACAAGUUGGCCUGGAAAGCAGGUAGAGACCUUGAGAUUGUGGGAAGAGGCCGUCAAAGCGAGGAAGAAAGAAUGUCAGUUCACCUUUGAGAAGGCUAUAGAGUACGUACCAUUCGAAGCUGCUAACUUGUGCCAAACCUCCACUGCUGCUACUACGCCUGUGACUCUUACUACUCCAUUCAAUAUAACGUCCUCUGUGGCUUCUGGGACUAUCACAAACCCAGUCACAGUGGCAGCUGCAAUGAGCAUGAGAAGUCCAGUAAAUGUAUCAAGUGCAGUUAAUAUAUCCAGUCCGAUGAACCUAGGGCAUCCUGUAACUAUAACAAGUCCAUUAUCCAUGACAUCUCCAUUAACGCUCACCACACCGGUCAAUCUUCCCACCCCAGUAACCGCUCCAGUGAAUAUAGCACACCCAGUCACUAUCACGUCUCCCAUGAACCUCCCCACACCAAUGACGUUAGCUGGUCCCUUAAAUAUAGCAAUGAGACCAGUAGAGAGCAUGCCUUUCCUGCCCCAGGCCUUGCCCACGUCUCCUCCCUGGUAAAGAAUUUCUUAACAGUAUUAAAAGGAUUAAAAUGGAAUCCUUACCAGCAGUUCUUUUUUUGGGGUUUGUUUGCUUGUUUUGUUUUGGUUUUGUUUGUUUUUUGUUUUUCUUUUUCCCCUCCCCCCCUUCCCCCCCUUUAUUUUAAGUUAAUCAUACAUCCAGUCUAAGGCACCGUGGGCACGCACUGUCAGAGAGCGUAGUAGCAUCUUCCCCUGUUGAUUUGGCUCGUGUGGUUCAAUCUUGAGUUUCACUGGAGCACUUCAUUUAACGUGAGUUUUACCUUUUAGCCGACUUAUGACGAAUUAGAGCAGAUACGUAUUUGCCAGAGGUUUUGUGUUGUUGGUUUUGGUUUUUUUUUUCCUUUAAGGAAGUCAUUAAAAACCAGUUUUAUGUUUUAUCCCCCCAGAUAACUUAGCAAAUUAUUUUAAUCUAAACACUAGCAAAGACCCCCUUUGUGUCUGUAAGAGGGCAGAUGGCUAAUUGUAACUUGCCAGUCCUUAGGUCCGUUUUCUUGGGCUAGUGUAGAAUCUUUGUCUGUGUUGAUGGUUUUUUUUUUUUUGUUUUGUUUUGGUUUUUCUUUUUUUUCUUUAUUUUUUUUUCUUUUCUUUUUUUUUCUUUUUUUAAUGAGUAAAUGAAUUACAAUGUUGUCAUUUAAAAAAAAAUGCAUUUUGGAUGAAAUAUGCAUUUUACCUUUGGGAAUAUGAUAAUUUCAGGCAGCAUUCCCUAUGGGAAAGGUGAUACCAGCUCUGAUAUGCAAAGCAUAUGAUAACUUAUCAUUCUAACUUCGACAUAUAAUAGGGAUUGUGACCUGAUAUUUGGAGAUGUAAAUAUUACCCAACAUAUUACCCUAAGGGAACAUAGCAUUGUAGUCAACAUUUUUAAAAAUCAAACUGUUAUUGUUUGGCCAGAAACAGCCGUGGCUGACAGAAGAGGAGUCGAAAUGUAUGUAAACAUGGUCUCUGAGCAGUCAGACCCCUAUGGGACUCUUACCUAGGAGCAAAAGGAGUGCUUUGAAACUUAAGAAACAUUGCUUUAAGCUGGAAGAUUCUGGAGGCACUGGGUGUGAUUUUUAUGCCCUCUGCCUCGCAAUCAGAACCUGCUGGUGUGACAGCAGGGGACAGACGUGUUAGUUGUUCACUAGAAGUUUUGUCUUAUAUUAAAUUGUAUACAGUUUUUAUUCUAACCACUAACUAGGUAGGAUGCCCCUUCAGGACAAGCAGAGAGCGUCUUUUAAUUUCUCCCCUAUUUCUUAAUCAAGUGUUGUGCAAAUCUGUUCAACUUUGUAAAUAUUUGCAAACAUCAUCAUUUUUACGUUACUCUUCUAUUGUGUUAACACAUUUCUAUCAAUUUGUGGGAGUUCUGGGGCGACGGCCUGAACUGUCUGACCCAGAACUGCUCCACAAAUGGUCACACAUGUUGAAGCUACAUGUGCUUUUUAUUUCUUAACCUGUUUAUCUGUACAUAACGUAGAAAGCAAAAUCUAGGGAAACAGAUAUACUUUUUAGACUAUCAUGUCACAUAUUCACAUUUUUAAAACUUUGUUUAAAAAAAAAAACAGCAAAAAAAAACAACAAAAAAACAACCAACCCAAACCAACCACCCCACCCUAAAACCAAGACUCUACAUUAAAAAAAAAAACAAAACACAAAAAAAAAGAAAUAAUAAUAAUAAUGAGUUGAGAUGUUUUUAUUUUAAUGAAGCUGAAAGCUAUGGAGAUUAGCGUGUGCGCAUUUUCACAGAGUGCUAGCAGGACUGACUAGUCAAAUGGACCGCUUCCGUUCCUACCCUGCCGUGUCAGUACAAGCAGUGAUUGCCAGGCUGCUGGGUCAGGUGACAGGUAUCCGCAUCAUUACGUGAAACUGUUCUAGGGGCUUGGACUACAUAGUAAAACAAAAACAACAAAAAAAAAAGAGCUUAGUGUAAAAUAAUUUUAUAAAUGAUCUUUUGUACUUUAGGACAUCAAAUUGUACAACUUUUGUAUAUAUAAAAGCUUAGGAACUUUCUGUUUAGCAGAAAGGAAACACAUUCCUACACUUUUAAUGUAUAUGUUUGUUAUAAUGUCCAUGUAAACAUAUGCCCUAUGUUUGUGCCUUUUAAUUAGUUUGUCUCAAUAAACAAAAAUGUAGAGAAGAAUAUGUAGCUAUGACUUUGUUACCACUGUUCUUACUCCAGAUGUAUAGACGUCUUCGUUUUUGCACUGUGUAGAGCGUUGCGUGCAGACAGCUGCAUGACUUAGGCUGAUACGGCCAACAUGAGGCAUGUGAGUUGAAUGCACCCCAGCAAAAAUCCUUCCUCCCUUAGCGUAGAGCAGCCCGUGCUGACGGGCGUUGCAUGUUGGGUUGUGUAGUUUCCAAGCCAUCUCUGUUACCCAUCGCAGUGAUACCAACUUGCACCAGUUUUACGUAGUAGGUACGGCAUUCUGGAUCUGGGUAAACUGCAGAGAUGACCCUUAGAUGAAGUUUGGGUGUCCCUGAGCUUGAAAAAAAACAAAAGCAUUAAAAGCCAAUGUGAAAAUGUGUACGAGAAGUGGUUAUCUAUGAAUUACUUACAAUAAACAGGUGUGAGACUUAA
Coturnix japonica (Japanese quail) is the source of this 4432-nucleotide messenger RNA. RefSeq names its product vascular endothelial zinc finger 1 (gene VEZF1). Gene Ontology annotation, molecular function: RNA polymerase II transcription regulatory region sequence-specific DNA binding. NCBI's taxonomy places the organism in Eukaryota, Metazoa, Chordata, Aves, Galliformes, Phasianidae. Gene Ontology annotation, cellular component: nucleus. The record is from RefSeq and is a predicted model, not a curated record. Gene Ontology annotation, biological process: regulation of transcription by RNA polymerase II.